AUGACCGGUGCCUCCAGAACUUACUCCAAGACCUACAAGGUCCCCAAAAGACCCUUCGAGUCCGCUCGUCUCGACCAAGAAUUGAAGCUGGUCGGUGAGUAUGGUCUCAAGAACAAGAAGGAAGUCUGGCGUGUCGGAAUUACCCUCUCCAAGAUCCGUCGUGCUGCUCGUGAGCUCUUGACCUUGGAUGAAAAAGAUCUCAAGCGUCUCUUUGAGGGCAAUGCCUUGAUUCGUCGUCUUCUUGAUUACGUUCUCGGUCUCAAGAUUGAGGACUUUAUGGAGCGUCGCCUCCAGACCCAGGUCUUCAAGCUUGGUCUUGCCAAGUCCAUUCACCAAGCUCGUGUUCUCAUCCGCCAGCGUCACAUCCGUGUCGGCAAGCAGAUCGUCAACGUUCCUUCCUUCAUCGUCCGCUUGGACUCUCAAAAACACAUCGACUUUGCUUUGACCUCCCCCUAUGGUGGUGGUCGUGCUGGUCGUGUCAAGAGAAAGAGAGCUGCCGCCGCCGGUGGUGCCGAGGAGGAAGACGAAGAGUAA
Phycomyces blakesleeanus NRRL 1555(-) is the source of this 534-nucleotide messenger RNA. RefSeq lists its product as hypothetical. The record is from RefSeq and is a predicted model, not a curated record. Gene Ontology annotation, biological process: positive regulation of translational fidelity; translation. NCBI's taxonomy places the organism in Eukaryota, Fungi, Mucoromycota, Mucoromycetes, Mucorales, Phycomycetaceae. The transcript is spliced from 4 exons. Gene Ontology annotation, molecular function: rRNA binding; structural constituent of ribosome. Gene Ontology annotation, cellular component: cytosolic small ribosomal subunit. Bases 1 to 534 code for a protein of 177 amino acids.